UCUCACUCUAUUUAAAAUGUGAGAAUGCUGUAGCCAGUCUUGUGCUAGAGACGCGCGACUUUUGGCGAUGACUCGCUGGAAAUUACUACUCCUCUUACUCUGUAUUAGUGUUUGCCAGGCCAAGCGCUCUGUGGUCUACCCAAGGAUCCUGGAAACCAGGGAUUCCAAUGGACAUAAGGUCGUUUCUAUCAAUGACGAUAUCUCGCUGCGCCUAUCCCGAACCUCCGUGUUUGCUCAGCCUCUGACAUUUAUGUCGUAUGAGGGAGGUCAACUGAACAAAAAGAUGGUUAAUGUCGACCAUAUCGAAGACAAUCUCUACCGUGACCCUGAACACCACGCUGCUAUUAUAAUACGAGAAAAGUCUACUGGAACGGAGCUGGAAGGAAUACUGAAGAAUAAAUUCAGGAUUAAAUCACUGCCGUCGGGACCCCGCGUCAAUGGACAGAUGGCCCAUCUGUUGGAAGAAAUGGAAGACGACGAAAACCUCGACGCGUUAGAUUUCGUCGACGCUACAGGUCUCAUUGGUGAGGACGACCGUUCAGUAGGCGAGCCUGUCCCAGAUACAGUGUAUCCCGAAAUACUAGCUGUAUCGGAUACAUCCCACCUGGUGAAUAUGAAUGACUCGAAGAUGUUGGACUACUUGGCGGUCUAUUACACAGCGAUGAACAUCUUCUUCAUGCCGCUGACGCAGCCGAAACUGGAGCUGCGCCUCGUCGGAAUACUGAAUUUAAGAGAGCAGCCGCCUUACAUGGUUACAGCGAAAAAUAAGCGCGGCAAAUGGGUUCUGGCCAUGGGGAGAACGAACCAUCUUUUUUCUAGAUACUUGAACACGGAGUUGGAUCGCAAACACUACUACGAUGGCGUCGUAUGGAUGACCUCCUUGGGGAUCGGGAGAAUUAUUAACGGAACAGGAGUGACAGCCGUGGGAGGUAUAGCAUUCGGCAGGCUGUGCACUCGCACCAGGCUCGUUAUGGUUCCUGAUUAUAACUGGCCCGGUCGGAAACUGCUCGUCACCGCUCACGAGAUCGGACACAUGGUCGGUGCUCCACACGAUGCCGCUGGUGGACUUCCCAUAUGCAAAGGUGUUCACGGCUACAUUAUGAGUGGCCCCAGCGGCAACGGACCCAAGAGAGUGCAAUUCUCUGAAUGCAGCAAAGUCCAUAUCAGGGGAUUCCUGAGCAAACACCUUGGCCCGAAAUGUUGGAAGACUAACUUCAACUACAGUGAAGUGAUCAACCAAGGAGAAGAAAUGCGUGGACAACAGGAAUUCCUUAAUACAUACUGUCGCGGUGAACGGUAUGCUCAGCUGGAAAUUGAAACUGAUUCUCGGUGCACCUUAAAGUGCUGCAAAUACCAAAACAAGAAAAAGCCAAACUGCAACUCGCAAAUAACUCCAAACGGCACCAUCUGCGGCGAGAAUAAGGUGUGCUUCAAUGAGAUAUGCGUGGAUAAAGAUGAGGCCGAGGGGUUCUAUCUCUAAGCUACGAGCGUCCCUCGUCCUGCCUGUCCUGUCAUGUUUCCUUGUACGUCAAGACAGAUGACCGGUAUCAUGAAGUCUCUGGUUUUACCCACUAUGGCUGCGGCAAGUGAAGGGGAACGUGGUUGGGACAUCGGUGCGUUCCGGAUACGUCACUAUAUAGACGUCAUUUUUUCGCAAAUUGCAAAAGCAUUCGUCAUAUGUAAUUAAAUGUACAAUAAAAACAGAGAAGUAUGUAGUGCAACUGAUGAUGACGAGCACUGAUCUAGUUGUUGUCACGCGAGGAUCAUUCAGUGCGCGAUUGCACGUGAAAUAAAAUUCCUUCUCCGGC
This is a messenger RNA of Ornithodoros turicata, 1808 nucleotides long. RefSeq names its product venom metalloproteinase BumaMPs1-like. Bases 68 to 1480 code for a protein of 470 amino acids. The transcript is spliced from 14 exons. Gene Ontology annotation, biological process: proteolysis. The record is from RefSeq and is a predicted model, not a curated record. Lineage: Eukaryota; Metazoa; Arthropoda; Arachnida; Ixodida; Argasidae. Gene Ontology annotation, molecular function: metalloendopeptidase activity.